AACUCAAGAUAUGAGCUACAGACAACAAGACAAAAAUUUAAGGUGAUAUUUCGACAUUAUUUCAAAGUCAUUGUCAAACCAAAAUAAACUAUUUACAAGCUUGCUAUCACAACAUAACAAAGUUAGUGCAUGAGUAAUUCGAGACAGUGACUAAUUGAGGGCGAUUGACAGGGCACAUGGUUCUUGUGUUUUGCAAUACAAGCUGAAAAGGUCUGUUGUGAUACAUAUAUUGCAGGCUUUGCGGACACAUUUAAAAAGCACACACUCGCAAAAUAUCAUGUCAAUAAAAGGUGAAGAUAAAAGUUAUUACGGUGGGGAUGUGUUGUCUUUAAACAAGGCAUUCAAAGUCCGGAAUAUUGAGGAAAAUCGCUUUGCCAAGUUUGAGGAGCGAGAAACCCGAAGCGUUCUGACAAUCGAAAUGAUAAAAUUUCUGUGCACUGGCAAAUAUCAGACGAUUUGGAAUGGAGUGGCAGUCAUGAAAAGCGCCGUCGACUUGGUUACUUUGCAAGAUUUGCUUGGCCGUGAAAAACCGGCGACAAUUAUCGAAUUUGGCAGUUAUGCAGGAGGAUGUGCCUUAUGGUAUGCCGACACAUUAAAAUGUUUUGGUGUGAAAUCCCACGUUUAUUCUCUCGACAUUACACCCGAAUACUUGCACGAAACAGCGAAAAAGAGAGAUGAGAUUACUUUCAUCACAGCUGAUGUCUCGAAAGAUAUGGAGAAGGUCCUCCCGGAGAAAAUGUUGAAGGAGUUACCACAUCCUUGGUUUAUCUCUGAAGAUUGUCAUGUUCGUCUGGAAAAAUCUCUGGGCCAUUUAGAGCCGUUCAUGAAACCUGGAGAUUACAUGCUAGUCGAGGAUACACACCCGUUAUCAAAUGCGAACUAUCCGGGUCAAGGUUCAACUUCAAGCGAUUUCGACGAAGCUGGUCUUGGAAAACACGACGAUUUGAGAAAUUUUUUGAAAGCUCGUCCUGGAAAAUUUCUCGUUGACUGCCAUUACACAGAUUUUUUUGGAUAUAAUGGUUCCCCGAUGAUGAACAGUUAUUUAAAGCGGGUCUAAUUUUUGUGUCGUUGAAGGGCAAAUAUAGCUACAUCCAAAUGAUCCAAUUAUUGAAUAAUAUUUGACUGAUUUUGAAUAAAAUGUACCGAGUAUACUCCGGCUAUACCAGACUCUGUGAAGUUCUGUUCGUAAGCAAAAAACUGCUGUGAGGACGCAUUUUACUUUUUUAUAAGCUUGGUUUAUCGUUUUCAAAGCCAUGAUUCAUUACAAUCGACAGUGAACGACAAUAAUAAUACCAUCGCAUUAAUUUCGAAAAGGAGUCGAUUUUGAAAGUGUAUAUUUGAUAAAUUAUAAAAAUGCCACUUCAAAAAUUCUGAAAUUUUGGGAUGAAAUUCUGAGAUGGAGCACUAGCUCUUGCAUACUCUUCUAAAAAAGGCUUGAAAAUUUAGAGUACAGCAGACCAAAUUCUUCCGUUUUUUCAGUGGGAUAAGAUUUUUUAUAAUGAUAUUAACUCGGGCCAUGACCUUGGGAAAUAUCAUCACUUCAGGAAUAUUUCGCAAAAUCCCUCUCACUCCAUGGUAAUAAAGACUAUAAAAUGAUAAAAACUCACCUUAUGAAGUUAUGAGUGUGGCAGGCUCUGCUUGUUAUACGAAACAAAUUUGUAUAGGGAAUAAUAUCGCUAUAUCGAACACUCUACUCGUAUAUGAUUCUAAACGCAAAUUUAGUAUAGUUUGUAUUUUAAGAAGAUAUAUAGUUUAGUUUACAUUGUACCGGAACAUGACGCCACAUUUACACUUUAGUCAUGCGACUUCCGCGAUUCGAACAACUUCAAAAUAUCUUCAAAGAAUCCCUUAUGCAUUGAUCUAGAAUAUCAUGCAUGCAAAGAAAGAAAAAGUCCAUUGUAUAUGGGAAGAAGCGGAGUUAUUCCGCAUUUUGUACGUCAGAUACCCAUGCAGGUAUUCCCAUUUAUUCUAUACCCAGGUAUUCUAAAUGUUUUUGUAUACACCCUGUACGUAUAGAUAUAUUAAUUUCGAGAAAUAAUUCCGAAAAAUAACUUAAUUAGCCUAAUUCAAUUUUAUACGGUCGCGCGAGCGAAUUUUUCCCAAACGUUCACCAUCACGAAUAGACAAUGUUGAGUAGCCAAUCAGAAUGUAGGAUUUGUAUACUAAAACAAAGUUAGUGCAUGCGUAAUUCGAGACAGUCUCUAGUGACUAAGGAGAGACAACAACAACGGGGGACUGAUGGAGUAUUAUUAGUAUAAAAUAUAGAGCGAUUGAGAGCCGGUUAGGAAAGAGACGGACAAAUAAAAGUUAUUAAACAGCGCAUAGUUCUUGUGUCUUACAAGCUGAAAAGGACUAUUGUGAUACGUCAUAUACUGCAGGCUUUGCGGACACAUUUAAAAAGCACACACUCGCAAAAUAUCAUGUCAAUAAAAGGCGAAGAUGAAAGUUAUUACGGUGGGGAUGUGUUGUCUUUAAACAAGGCAUUCAAAGUCCGGAAUAUUGAGGAAAAUCGCUUCGCCAAGUUUGAGGAGCGAGAAACCCGAAGCAUUCUGACAAUCGAAAUUAAUAAAUUUCUGUGCACUGGUAAGUUUCGGACGACGUGGAAUGGAGUAGAAGUUAUGAAAAGCGCCGUCGACUUGGUUACUUUGCAAGACUUGCUUGGUCGUGAAAAACCCGCGACAGUCAUCGAAUUUGGCAGCUAUGCAGGAGGAUGUGCCUUAUGGUAUGCCGACACAUUAAAAUGUUUUGGUGUGAAGAGCCACGUUUAUUCUCUCGACAUUACAUCCGAAUGCUUGCACGAAACAGCGAAAAAGAGAGAUGACAUUACUUUCAUCACAGCUGAUGUCUCGAAGGAUGUGGAGAAGGUCCUCCCGGAGAAAAUGUUGAAGGAGUUACCACAUCCUUGGUUUAUCUCCGAAGAUUGUCAUGUUCGCCUGGAAAAAUCUCUGGGCCAUUUAGAGCCGUUCAUGAAACCUGGAGAUUACAUGCUAGUCGAGGAUACACACCCGCUAUCAAUUG
This is a messenger RNA of Dendronephthya gigantea, 3018 nucleotides long. RefSeq names its product rhamnosyl O-methyltransferase-like. The record is from RefSeq and is a predicted model, not a curated record. Gene Ontology annotation, biological process: lipid biosynthetic process; DIM/DIP cell wall layer assembly. Gene Ontology annotation, cellular component: plasma membrane. Bases 278 to 1057 code for a protein of 259 amino acids. NCBI's taxonomy places the organism in Eukaryota, Metazoa, Cnidaria, Anthozoa, Malacalcyonacea, Nephtheidae. The transcript is spliced from 7 exons. Gene Ontology annotation, molecular function: methyltransferase activity.